This is a messenger RNA of Caenorhabditis elegans, 726 nucleotides long. It is a transcript of the gene clec-207, whose product is annotated as C-type lectin domain-containing protein. NCBI's taxonomy places the organism in Eukaryota, Metazoa, Nematoda, Chromadorea, Rhabditida, Rhabditidae. Bases 11 to 682 code for a protein of 223 amino acids. The record is from RefSeq and is marked reviewed. The transcript has 5 exons. Gene Ontology annotation, molecular function: carbohydrate binding.
AUUUCGGAACAUGCUAGUAGUUUUUCUGUUCUUGCUACUCUCUACCACCUACGGUAUCGACUUUUCGGAUUCAUCCGAAUCAUGUGAAGAUGGUGGACGGGGUGGUCACAAUCACGGACGUCCACCAAGACCACCAGGCAAUGGUGGAGGUGGAAGAGUAUGCGACGCCGGGUGGAAGUUCUUCUCGAGACCAAGUGGUGGAUGGUGUAUCAGGGUCUUCGCAGGCCGCCUCGGAAGAGAUUCUGCAAACCAAGCAUGCGCCACUCAGGGAGGAGUACUCUCAGGGAUGCAGAAUGUCGAAGAGAUCAACUAUAUUGUUUCCCAGUCUUUGAGCGUGAUUUCCCCAGCAAGAAGUGGGGGCGUUUGGGUUGGAGCUCGACGCCGACCAGCUUGUAUCAGCUCAGGAAUCACUGCAACUUGUACAAAGACUAAUAGCUUCUACUGGACUGACAACUCGGCUACUGGAAUCAAUGGAAUGCUUUUCACGAAUGGAGAGCCAAAUAAUGGAGGGGUAAAAUUGGAUCAGGAUUGUGCACUGCUUACUGUAGCCAGCACCCCGGUGGUUUUCAACAAAUUCAGAACUGGACAAAUGGAUGAUGUUCCAUGCACGUGGCAGGAUCCUACCCCAACCGCCGACAAGGCCAACAAAGGGUAUGUGUGCGGAAAGAAGGCGAGAAGAUGAUCUGUAUAACUUUUUUUAAAAAUAAAAAUUCUGUAUUUUAUAAU